Macrosiphum euphorbiae (potato aphid) is the source of this 390-nucleotide messenger RNA. The record is from the annotation of a GenBank genome assembly. Lineage: Eukaryota; Metazoa; Arthropoda; Insecta; Hemiptera; Aphididae.
AUGAUUGCGUUAGAUUACCAACCAUACUCAAUCGUUGAUGACCGUGGAUUUAAGAAUUUAAUAAACACACUAGAGAGCAAGUAUAAACUGCCAACCAGACAAUAUUUAUCUUCUACUGAAAUUCCUCAGCUGUAUUCAAAACGAUUAUCUGAACUCAAGAAAGAAAUAACCACUGAAUUGAAUAAUAUGCAAUCCAUAUCCUUUAAUUUUGAUAUCUGGACCAGUGGAGCUCAACAGCCAUAUAUAUCACUAACAACACAUUAUUUAACUAAACAAUUUGACCUCCGUAACAAGACAAUAGGAUGCUCAUACUUUCCUGGAGAACAUACUGGAAAAAUAUUUUUCUCAAAAUUAAAGCUAUGGUUAAUGAAUGGAACAUUGAUAUUUUGA